Medicago truncatula (barrel medic) is the source of this 835-nucleotide messenger RNA. RefSeq names its product histidine-containing phosphotransfer protein 4. The transcript is spliced from 5 exons. Lineage: Eukaryota; Viridiplantae; Streptophyta; Magnoliopsida; Fabales; Fabaceae. Gene Ontology annotation, molecular function: histidine phosphotransfer kinase activity; protein histidine kinase binding. Gene Ontology annotation, biological process: phosphorylation; cytokinin-activated signaling pathway; phosphorelay signal transduction system. Gene Ontology annotation, cellular component: nucleus; cytoplasm. Bases 103 to 555 code for a protein of 150 amino acids. The record is from RefSeq and is a predicted model, not a curated record.
AUCAUGUAUUUUAAUUCCAACUACAACAACUAGUUACACAACAUUGUUCAUUCCCUUAUUUUAUUCUUUCUGUGUCCAUUCAGCUUCUUCUAAUCAUCAAUCAUGGACAGAAACAAUUCUCGCAGGCAACUUGCUGCAAUGAAACAGUCCCUCUUUGAUCAGGGACAUCUUGAUGAACAGUUUAUUCAACUUGAAGAAUUGCAAGAUGAUGCUAAUCCUAAUUUUGUUGAGGAAAUUGUCACUCUUUACUACCGUGAUUCAUCUAGGCUUAUCUCUAGCUUGGAACAAACACUGGAGAGGAGUCCACUGGAUUUCAACAAGCUGGACACAAUCAUGCACCAGUUUAAAGGAAGCAGCUCAAGCAUUGGGGCCAAAAAGGUGAAAGCAGAAUCAACUCUAAUUAGGGAAUAUUGCAGGACAGGAAAUGCAGAAGGAUGUAGGAAGAGCUUUCAACAAAUGAAGAGAGAGUAUGCAGCAUUGAGAAAGAGACUUGAAACUUAUUUUCAGCUGGCUAGGCAAGCUGGUCCAUUGGAUAGAGCAUGUCGCCCUAAGUAAACACCUUAUAGAGAUAUAUAUGAAUUUAAUGAAGCCAUGCAAAAUGUAAUUGGUGAAUUUUGUAACCUAAAGAAAAGAAAGAAAAUGUAAAGUAUUCACCACUAGAAUUGGAAAGGAAAAAUUGCCUGUUUGGUUUGGUAGGCCACAUGAGGUCAAUUUGUUGGCAUAGUCAAAUGACUAGUUUUGCAGUUUGUGUAUUACAAGCCUCAUGAUUCCAUGAAUCAGUGAUUGGCUUUUGUCCAAAGAAAAUAAUAUAAUUGAAUGGCAUAUGUGUUUGCAA